UUCACUUUGUCGCCCUUUCCACAAGGCCUCCAUCGAGCGUCAGCCCUCUCCUUGCCGGCAGCGGCCAGCGCCGGCUGAGCUGCAUUGAACUCGGGAUCGUGACGCUCUGAUUUGAACUGGACCAGCCGGCGACUGGCCGAAAGGACGAGCAGGACUUAGCCCAGCCAGAGCAGGCACGGAGAUAGGCAGCCACUAGCGCGGCAGCUAUAGCUAACAGCACCGGGAACAGCAACAACAGCACGAAGCACUAUAGGCCGCAGCAUUCGACCCGCCACUAACAGCAGGCGGUGACCGCACGAGCAGCAGCUACCAGAAGCCGGACCGCGAAGGAUAUGAUGAACAACACAAGAGAACGAACGAAAAAGAGACGAAUCGAGUAGUCAUCGUAGUGAGUCUUUCUUAGCCGGCGUUGCUGGUGCUUUGCCACGGCGAGAGCCACUGCAGCAGCCCCAGCAUCAGCAGCACAGGAUCCAUUGGUACCCGUGCUGGCUCCUACCCAGACGGCUACGACAAGCGAAUGAACCCACGAACAUACGGAGAGCCAGCCGGGACAGUUGGGAAGACAACGAUCAAAAAAGAUUUCGUUCGUGCCUGCCCGCCAGUGCGCCGAACAGAAUAGCAAACGCAGCAGAUAUCUGGUGCCUGCCUGCCUGCGUGUGUAUGUGUACGGCGCCUCCGCAGGUAGAGGGAUCACUAUCGCAGGUUUAGCAAGCUCGACGAGAGGGUUAGUCCGGCACGCAGUCUGACCGGCUGUACUGACUAGCUAGCUGAUGAUCGGCCGACUGGCAGAUAGGCAAGGCAAGCUCAUCCGGGAAUCCUGCGGCGCACGCAUGGAGUACAUGGCGACAAACCACCGAAGGUCUACUACGGGCCGAACUCUACCAUCGUCAUCCGAAAGAAUCGCUGUCAUAACCAUCAUUAGAGGAUAGAACAGAGCAAGGAGCUAUCACACAGCAAAGCCCUAGCCAUCCACGACCGUGGAUGUUUUGUAGGUGUAAGCCUCAGUACGUAUACGCAUAAGACAUGUUUCAAGUACUGGAUAUAUUUUUUGUGUUCCAGGAUAUACCUGUUGAUUCAUGCGCUAGUGGGCCUGCAAUUCGCCGCUGUGAAGUGCGCAACCGCCUUUGAAAGAAAGAAGAAGAUUGCUAUAUUAUCGCCGCUUCUAUAAAAGCACGGCCUUCGUUAAGUGGCUGGUGUACUCCAGCCAGCCCAACGUGUAGUGAGCUUUUGUGCAAAAAUUUUCAAUAGUUAAAACUGAGGAGAACGAGUCAACUCUGUCCUAGGCUCACCGGUGUUGUUGUUGUUGUUGCUGCUGUUGUUGUUGCUGCUGACGUAUUCACCUGUGCUCGUCGUAUCGCCUCAACGUUGAUCGUUUUUAUACUUUUUGUGCGUUCGAAUUUGAAGUGAUAUAGUGCGGAUGCGGUCGUUGUUUUUGUUAUGAAGUGAAUCGGAUUUUUUUGUUGUUGUCUUCUUUUUUGAAUUUUUUCUGCCAACUCUCGCCCAUUCACUGCCCUUCGUCAACGGAUUGAUCGUGAUGCCCCUGGCAGUUCAGGGGCAGGUGAACUGACAGUGGUCAGCUUUCUCUUUCCCUCUCUCAGACAUACUCAGACCCCUAUAUUCAUCAAAGUGCUUGUUCGCUAAGUCAGAAUUGGAUAUAACAACGACCUAGGAGCUGCCUCAGGGUGUCGUUAUGGUAACUUUGCAAGCGACAUUGUGAGUACCAGAACGCUGGUGUUCGAGAGGAUACCUCGAAAUCGACAGUGUUUUCUCGCUGUGCUUAAGUGUGCAGGUGUGCAGUGCCUUCUGUAUUCGUUUGUGUAUGCGUCUAUGAAUGUGUGGUGUUUAUUAGUGCGAGACUGUGAGCUUGUUGCUAACACCGUGCUUGUCGCCAACGUGAACUCUGCUAUAGUAUCACGCACUAAGAUUGAUACAGGCAUCUCAUGGAGGAGGUACCGUCAAUACCGGGGGUUGGAGCCCUGCACGGAGCCGCAUCGGCGUUCGCGGCGGUCCACGGAGCUAUUCCAGUUGAUCAACGAACUCACGAGGGUCGUUACGUAUGGGAACCGCGCAUCAACCCCUUUACCGGACGCGUCUUCCAUUCAAAUGGAUUACUUACAACAGGUGCAGACAGCCAUCGCUCAUCAGCGGGCAGCAGCUGCUCUGCAACAACACACGGCAACCGAUGCGACGUCGCGUCUAAGCGCCAGAGGUCGUAAGCGAGCAUUGUCUUCAUCGCCGUAUUCGGAGGCGUUUGACGUCAACUCAAUGAUCCGAUUCAGCCCUAAUCAGCUCGUAUCGUUCAUGAACAGCCCCCGAACGGGCUCGUACGGUCACCUAUCAGCAGGCACCCUCAGUCCCCUGCAUCAGCAGUUAUUACAGCGGCACUAUCCACACCAUCCGGUUGCAACUGCCCUAGCGCCGCCGGUUCCUGGAACGACGGACCUCGGGACGGAUGUGGUUUCGAGUACGAACGUUGAAAUCAAGACCGAGAUCAAGGAAGAGUCGAAGGAUGAUUCGGACGAGCCGGACUUCGUCGAAACGAAUUGCCACUGGGGGGAGUGCACCAUUCAAUUUGACACGCAACAACAACUGGUGGACCAUCUACAAAAGGAUCACAUACAGACUAACAAGAAGGCCUACGUUUGCCGAUGGCAGGAGUGCUCCCGCGAAGAAAAACCGUUUAAGGCCAUGUACAUGCUUGUCGUGCAUAUGCGUCGUCACACGGGCGAGAAACCCAACAAGUGCACGUUCGAGGGCUGUCAAAAAGCCUACUCGAGACUGGAAAAUCUCAAAACACAUCUCAGGUCGCAUACAGGCGAGAAACCCUAUAUGUGUGAAUAUCCAGGCUGUUCGAAGGCGUUCAGCAAUGCCUCUGAUCGAGCCAAGCAUCAGAACAGGACUCAUUCGAACGAGAAGCCAUACGUAUGCCAUGCGCCUGGCUGCACCAAACGUUAUACGGACCCGAGCUCACUACGAAAACACGUGAAGACGGUCCAUGGGGCCGAUUUCUAUGCGAAUAAAAAGCACAAAGGUCCGCAAUCGGACGAUAAUCCCAACUCUGGUGGCGUCGGCUCCGAUAACAGUUCGCCGUUAAGUCCUGGAAGUGGAAAGUCGAUUCCAGAUGCUCCACCUUCGGCGUACACGCAGAUAGGCCAGCCGCAAACUCCACCAAGCGAAGGAUCCCCAGUGAACGAUUCGCAAGUUUCGACUACCACAUGCGGCAGUGUAGCGGUCGAUUCCCUUGCGAAUCUACCAAGCCAGGCACAAGAAAGUCCGUGGGAUUCACUUAAUUAUGAGGUCGACGAGUUUGCCGAAGCCAUCACCUGCGCCGUAUCUGGCGGUGGUAAUUACGGUGACGAGCCUGUUGUACAACGGGCAAACUUCAGUAGCCUCGACCGACUUAAACAACGAAUGCAGCCACCCAUCCCGUUACGGGGUAUGCCACCUCCCGUGGCGCCAUCUGGAGGCCUGAAUAUAGGUGGUCAUGGAGGGGGCGGUCGUUACACUGAGCUGCGUACCUGUCACGGAGGGGACGGCAGCACCGCGAUUUCUCGCUAUGGAGAUCACCUCGGCCGGGGCCCACACGGGGCUACACAGGAAACUUCGUUUGUCACGAAUGCGCAGGCGAUGCGGAGAGACAGCAUCGCUAGUACCUAUUACGGAAGCAUGACAUCGGAACAGACCCGAAGCGAGACGAACCGCAGCACGGUCGAAUCGUCUGCUCUUAGCGAUCCCGUCGCGGUUUCAUCGUGCGGCAGCGAAAGUUAUCACGCAUACAGUGCGUUAGUUUCGCCAGCAACAGGGCCACCAGCGCCCCCGAACCCGAAUAUUGCCGUACCCCGCAAUGUGAACACUUCGAAUGACGAUUCAGAGAGCAGCACCCUCGCAGAAGACGAUGCUCGAGUGCAUGAAAUGGCCAAUGUAAGCCAGCCCCAACAACGCAAUGCCGAGGUAAAGCACCUUGGACUGGAUGAAAUCGACUUGCCCGAUGAGUUUGUGAACUUCAUCAAUCACCAAGAAGGUGGUGAUAUGCCGCCUUCAGCUAGCCACGCUAAUCUGCCUGCUAGACCCGGGUCGGCGCUUAGUUCAGCGGCCGUAUCUUCAGUUAGUCAAUACGACGAAGUAGCACGCCGCACUCAACCCUCUACUCAGAUGGGCCCCCCACAACAUCCCGUUCCGCGCUCUCGUGCUGGUCACGCUCGGCCUUAUUGCUACCAUCAACAAGCGACCAGCAAUCUCAUGAUCUCUCAGCAGCACGAUGGUUAUGAUUAUUAUCCGCCAGUAACGCCUGCUCCUCCAAUUCCUCCCGCAGCUCUAGCUACCCAUCAUCAUCAACAGCAGCAGCAGCCAUCACAACAACCUCAGCCGGCCCAGCCGCAUCAUCGAGCUGUGGCUCCGAUCGCGCCUCCUCCAUCACAAGGAGCUGCUGCUGGCAGCCAAAUGCAGGGUGGCAUGCCUGCAAGUCACGUAAAUCAUUGCUACUAUCCAGCACCGCCCGCCGGAACAUCGACUGGCAUGUCAAACUACCCCACAGUGCACCCCUUGCACGUUAAGAACGACCAUGAUCGGAAUAUGAACCACAUGAGUUGCAGGAACAUACAGCAACAGACGCACUCCCAAUCCCAACCGCAGCAUCACGGCAAAGUGCCUGAACGAACGGCGUUGAGUAAUCAGUCAAAUCUACAGCUGCAGCCGAUGAAUGCGGAAGCGUUACAACACCUCAAACAACAACAGGCCCAAAUCGCCCUUCGGCAACAGCAACAACAUAAUCACCAUCAGUCGCAACAGCAAAGGCAUCAUCAGCCGCCACAUCAUCUUCUAGGAAAUCAGGCUGGAACUCAACAUCAAAACCAUCAACACCCCGUUGCCAUGCAUCGGUCGGAAAUCCAGUGCCGAUCAGUUAGUCAGAGCUCAAUGGCGCCUGAUACAUAUCGACGCACUCUGGAGUACGUGCAACAAUGCCAGAUCAGUUCAAGUUCGGAAAGUCGCCAACAACGGCGAAGUCCACUGCUUCAACCGAUGUGCACACGAAACAUGGUCAUCAAUGACAUGAGCGCAUCGCUUCACACGCUCGUGCGGGAGACAACACAUCUUAAGCUCAUGCAAUAAUAAUAUUCACAAUAAUAAUUCUAAUAAUGAUAACUGUUCCAGCGAUAAUAAUAGUAUAUGGUAGAAAACUGUAUAUAUAUAUUUCAUAUAUGUACCUUUAUGCUGCUAGCAGUACUUCUGCAUAUGGUUAGUACGUAACGGCCUAUACGAGACAGAGCGUCAAACAUUGUCAACGCGUCACUCACUGAGAAACCUGCGAGUGGUAGUGCAAUGUAAGACUCGUGCCUCAGAUCUUUAAAAGUCCGCGGACCUACUACUGGAAAAUAUCUCAAAGACAGAACAUAGUACUCAUCGUUAUUAAUGAUGCAUUUGAGGGAAGGCCACCCCGAUAGAGAAUGAAGAGCGUUCAACUGUGGGUGCAUUUGACGAUGUGUAGGAAUAGACCCCGAUUCUACAAAUACGUAUUGGCGCCUCACGCGCUUUAACUGUGACAGUCAUGAAAGCCUUGAAGUCUUGUGACAAUGGUCUCCAGUUGACUACCAGGGGCGUGCAAUGAACAACAUGGAUCAGAUAUUCACCCCUCGAUCUUCUAAUCAUGAUAGUGAUCGAGGGGUACAGCUUAGCUAUCUUGUUUCAUCAGAUUGGACGAUAAGCUUAGCAUCAUGGUCACCUCUGACGAUUGCUCGUCGGUCCUAAGGACCAGUUGCAAAAAUAGCGCUUGCUUCGUUCAAUAACAAACAUGUGGACGCAUGUUGUACCUGGUGCAUUUUUUACCGAAGGGGAACGCCCCGUAUUCCCCAUGUAGUAGUGUAUUUAUUGUUGUCGGAUAAUUUACAGUUGAUCUCAUUCAACCAAUAACAUUACUGAAGGCUGUGAGCAAUCGCUCUGUACAUAUAAUAGUACAUAUACGAUAUAAUGUGAAACGAAUUGUAUACUGAAGGUACGGAGCGAGAUGGUUACAAUGGACGUUGAACUCCGAUCUUAGAAAAGCUAACCAAACAAUCAACGAAUCCAUGAUUAAUCAAUCAAUGUAUCUCAGAACAUGCAAGAAGAAGGAAUAUAUUAAAAUCCAUGGAAAGUAAGACACAUUUGAUGAAAACAACUUGUUGCAACGUAACUUAAACACGAGCUUCGUAGUGUAAUACUGUAAGAUCUCUUUUUUGUAUUCUCUGAAAACACUGUCAGCUAUAGGAGGAUAUUCUUCUACUUAAAAACCCUAAGGACGUAAAAUAUGUGAGCUUACUUUAUAUAUAUAUAUAUAUAUAUAUAUAUAUAUAUAUAUAUAUAUAUAUAUGUACACACACACACACACACAUGUAAUAUUGAACUAUGCCUCUGUGCAUUAUGAUGCAAUUGUGCAUAUGCCUAUAACGGAUAUCUUAUUGAUGCGACAUGUUGAAUCGAACAAAUGUUUGUUAUUAAGUAAUAACGAAUCAAUCAAACCUUCGUUCCUUUUGUCCACUUUGAACUGAGCUUAGGACACAUACGAUUUCCCGUUUAAUCAAAAUAGACAAGAUCUGAUGUACACUGGACGGUAUGAUUAAUAUUUCAAUUGUAUGGUUACUAUAACUGGGACUCGAAUGCAUGAUAGAAUAUUUAUGAUAAUAUUUUUAUAUGAAUUUCGAGAAGCUUCGCUGGGAGCCAGGUGUCGACACCUGAGGAACCGGUUUCAAGUAUUCUCAAUAAUAAAAACGUUUCGUGCCGGCCUAUUAAGCAGAGCACU
Molecule: messenger RNA, 6772 nt
Organism: Varroa destructor (honeybee mite)
Lineage: Eukaryota; Metazoa; Arthropoda; Arachnida; Mesostigmata; Varroidae
Gene: ci
Product: transcriptional activator cubitus interruptus
Biological process (GO): regulation of transcription by RNA polymerase II
Cellular component (GO): nucleus
Molecular function (GO): DNA-binding transcription factor activity, RNA polymerase II-specific; RNA polymerase II cis-regulatory region sequence-specific DNA binding
Source: RefSeq, a predicted model, not a curated record